GCAAGGCAUCAGUACUGAGGCAGUGUCUAUAAGAGAAGAGCGUACCAUCGAUAGAGUUGUCUCCAACAGAUUAGCUGGACUUUCUCACUUCCUUCACGUUACUUCCAAAACUUUCGCUUCCACUUCAAUUUUGGUCUCUCUUUUACUACCACAACACAUCGCAUACUACAACCAUGUUCGCAAAAACAAUCCUCCUUGCUCUCCUUCCAUCGGUAGCAGUAGCAGCACCGCAUCAGCAGCAUCGCGCAGGUGCGGACCAGGCACAACAACAUGGUGGCAUGAGCUGUAUGCAACAACCGAAUGCUGGCAAACCUGCUGUAGGAAGAGCCAUCUAUAUGUUGACUAAUGAUGCCGACAACGCCGUCGUUGCACUGCCCAUUGGAGCCGAUGGCAUGCUCUCCAAAGGCAAAGUGAUGAAGACAGGUGGUGCUGGAUCUGUUGCUGUUGAUGCAGAGGGAAAGCCUGCAACGCCUGAUGCGCUCGUUGGUCAGUCUGCUUUAACUAUCGCCGGAAACAACCUAUUCGCUGUGAAUGCUGGCUCUAAUACCCUUACCAUGAUGACCAUAUCAUCAAGAGAUGCCACAUCGCUCUCGUGCGUUGGUAAGCCUUUGGCCAUACCUGGCGAAUUCCCAAAUACUGUCGCUGCGUCUGCGAAGAACAAGCUCGCCUGCGUCGGCACAACAGGUGCCAAAGCGGGAAUCUCAUGCGCUUCCUUCUCCCGGCAAGGACUCGGGCAAAUGGAUGAGCUUCGAUCCUUCGAUCUCGGACAAAGCACACCGCCUGUAGGACCACUGAACACAGUCUCACAGACUUUCUUCUCAUCUGACGAAUCUGCUCUAUUCACGACCGUCAAGGGCGACCCGACAGUGAACAAUACGGGCUUCCUCUCCACCUACUCGGUGCAAGCCUCAAACGGAGCGGCCACUCUUUCCAAGAAAGAUGUCCGUAGCUCGCCCAACGGAACUGCGGUGCUUUUCGGCUCAGCUACCUUGUCCAACGACCCGUCUACCCUCUUUGUCACUGACGCUUCAUUCGGUGCUACCGUAUUGUCGAUUGACUCCAAAGGCCAAGCAACAGUCAAAGGGAAACAAGCUAUUGAUGGCCAAGCAGCAACCUGUUGGGCUACCAUCUCCGACGCAACAAACAGCGCCUUCGUAACAGAUGUCGGAGUGAACCGUGUUGUGGAGAUGAGUCUAGACGACGCAAGCAUUAUCAAACAACUUGAUCUAUCUGCAAAUGGCGACCCUGGUCUCAUUGAUCUGCGUGCGGCAGGAGACUUUGUUUACGCAUUGAGCCCAGGUAAUGGGACGACGGCUGCGGCGAUAAUGGUGCUGGAUGUAUCUGGAGGCCAAGGAUCCAUGAAGCAGGUGCAACAUUUCGACCUGAGUGGAAUGGCAGGAAAGAACGCUCAGGGUAUGGCUGUGUUGAUGUGAGGGGAACCGAUCGUGUUUCAUCUGUAGCAUGUAGUGUCUGCAAUUCUUAGCCUUCCAUUUUGUCGUACUCACUGCCUGCUGCGUUCAUCUUUACAAAUCUGCUUAGUGGCUAAUUCCUACCGCUGGUGCACAGGUGAUAGUUUCU
Molecule: messenger RNA, 1578 nt
Organism: Alternaria alternata
Lineage: Eukaryota; Fungi; Ascomycota; Dothideomycetes; Pleosporales; Pleosporaceae
Exons: 2
Coding region: 174-1433 (419 amino acids)
Molecular function (GO): protein binding
Source: RefSeq, a predicted model, not a curated record